CGGCCGUCUCCCGCGCGGGCCACACGUGUAUCGCGUCGCGUGUGCCGCCCGCGACACUCGAGCCGGGCCAUGUAUUACUGGGCGUACCGUACGCCCCAUCAGUGCAUGUGGUCCAGUGUUUAGUGUACGUAUGCUGUUAAGGAUUGCGCAGCCCCGCGACGAUGGGCAACUCGUGCAGCUCCGGACAGGCUCACAAGGACAAGGACAAUAUAUCACAACAUUCAGAAGAAUCAACAUGUUGUGCCCGCAGGUCGCCGUCGUACCGCGCGCGGGCUGAGCCGGCGCCGACGCAGCCGCCGCCCGCGCCGGACCGCCAGCCCUCACUCAAGGAGAAGAAACCACAACUCAAGGGACCGCGCCCCGUGGGAUCCAGCGUCUCUGAUUCCAUCUCCCUUUCAUCGCCUGUGGCCUGCGCGUCACCCCGCGAAGAUGUGGAAGGUCCACCGAUGCCUGCCAGCGUCAGCUCGCUGCCGGAAGAUCACAAGUCAAGUCUGCUGGGCAGACUGCCGUGUCAGCGAGUCAGGAGAAAGCGGGCCAUGCUUAUAUACGUCUGUGCGGCCGACUCGCAAGAUUGCUGCGCGGAGAAGGGCGCGCUUCAAUGCGGCGCGGCGGCGCGUCUCCGCGCGCGUGCACGCGGGCGUGGGUGGCGCGUGCACGUGGCCGAUCUGCACUGGCGUUCCCCGCUCGAACAACAGCGCGACCACAGGUUCCCCGUGCUGUGUAUAGCGGAGCUGGCGCGUCAAUCGGAACUAGGUGCCGUAGUACCAGUUCUAUUUCUGAACUCAGGUCUUGGCACACCUUUGCUACCUCACACCCUCGAAUGCGCAGACUUCAAGGCGGCGCUGGACGCGGCCGAAGAUGAAAGCGAUAAGGCAUUGCUCAACAAGUGGUACAGCCUAGACGCCAGCACCACGCCUCCUUGUUACCGGCUGGUACGAGGAGCCCCGGCCCGCUGGCGACGAGAGAUGGCCAAGACUCUUAACGUAUUAGUACGCACGUUACCGCAGGAAGCCUGCGACGCGUACCUUACUACUGUAGUGGAACAGGAGGUGCAGCACACAGUAUUGCUGAGCGUCGAAGCAGCGCGGCGCUGCGUGUGGGUGUGGAGAGCAGGGGCUGCUCAAGAACCGGAGCCGGCGGACAGAGCUCAUCAUCAUGAGCUGCAGAGGAGGCUGGCUAACAUGCAGAAGGACCUUAAGCAACACUUGAGCGAGCGGAACAUAAUUCGGGCGAGCAUUCGCGGGCGUUCGGCGCCCGGCGGCGAGGACGAAUACACGGAGGGCGUUCGCGCGGCGCUCGGCGAACGACUGGACGCCCUUUUAGAUUCGUUGAUCGCGGAGAAUGAAGUUCCGGCCGGCUGCAACGGAAUACCUACAAGUUUGUUCGAUGAAAUCAACGAGCAUCUCAGUUUCUGUCAGAAAGCUGCCCAGUGCACCUCCAACAGGGAGGUCACGCUCAAUGAACUAAAGUCAUAUAUAAUGGGGGACAGCAGCGUGCCGCUGGCUUUGAUUGGUGGCGCGGGUUGCGGCAAAGCAACGCUUGUAGCACGCGCUCUGUGCCUCGCGCCUUCAUGCCAGCAAGAUUUGGCUGUAAUUGUCAGGUUCGUCGGGCUGACGUCUCAGUCAAGCAGCUCGCAUCAACUGCUCAAGUCUAUAGUGGACCAGUGUUACGUGCUGCACACCGGAUCUGUGUAUAGGGGACGUAAUGAUGUGGUCUCACUAGCAGCGGGUCUGCGUCGGUCGUUGGAAGCGCUGGGUCGCGCACGGCCGACACUACUCGCUAUCGUCGGAGCCGACGCCUUACGAGCGGCGAGAUGGUUGCCCGAGCGGCUACCCGACAAUGUGAAGAUGAUCGUUACUGUUACUGAAGAAAAAGACGAGCCUUCCAGUUCCGCCAUAAUGGCGGUGCUGUCUUCCGAGGACGGUCCUAAGAUAGUCCGGGCCCCACCUGUCGGGCCGGAAGAAGCGAAGGCAGCGUUAGCCGCUUGCGCUGCCACCUAUAGCAAAACUGGUGCCGCUUCGCCUCCAGAAGCGGCCGUUAAAGCCGUACAAAAAUGCACCUUACCCCUCUAUGCUAAGAUUCUAGCGUGGCAGAUAUCCUUAUCAGCGGAAACCUUCACCGAACAAUCGGAACCGGAGACUGCACCAGAGCUGGUCAUUUGCGAAGACCUGGAAGGCCAGCUAAUCCAGAUCCUGGUGACGACGGAGGCUGCGCUGGGUGCUGAGAAGGUCAAGACUUGUUUGGCAUUACUCACGGCUUCGAGAAGAGGACUGGAUGAUACGGAAAUAUUGGAUAUGCUCGCCCAUGAUGAGCUGUUCAGAAGCGAAGAGACUUACCUGCCAUGGGCGCCAGCAUCUUUGUUCUGGCCGCAACUAGCUGCUCUCCUGUCUCCAUGGUUACGAUGGGACGCGCGUGGCGCCGCCCGCUGGCGGGACGCGGCGUUGGCCAGCGCGGCCCGCGACCGGUACCUGCAGGACGGGGACACGCGCGCAAGGGACACGCUGGCACACUACUACCAGGGUGACUGGUAUGCGGAGAACGAUCCAAAAAUGGCGGGCAGAUUAGUUUCACAGGAAAACAAAUUUUCUGACGAAUGCUACAACACUCGGAAACUUGACGAGCUACCAUUCCAACACUACCAUUUGUACAAAGACGAACCUGAGACCUUCGCGAACCAACCUUACUUCACCCAACUCGACUGGGUGCACGCCAAACUGGCCGCCACUGACUGCUGCCACUUUCUAGAAGACAUAGCUCUUAUCCACAUGGACAACUUACCAGAACACGUGGAGAUACUCAAAGAAACGUUCGAAACUAACUCGUACGCUCUCGACUAUGACCACAGACAAUUCUAUGGUAUCCUAAGAUCAACCAUGGAGAAAAGGAAGAGGGAAGGCAUAGAGAAUAAGACUAAAAUAGUGCAGGACUGGAUGCAGGUCAUCUGGUUACCACCUUUUCCAACUUUAUACCCGAUGAAUGAGGACUUUUAUAAAAUCAGCGAGGGCAAAGACAAGAAGGAGCUGUCGGCAGUAGAAGGCUUCGACAGUAAGACGUACGAUUUGAUAGUGAGAUUCGACACCAGAGGCAAGUUUGUGGCGACUGUGUCUACUGAGAGGGAGGAGAUCUGCGUUUGGGAUGUGACGAGGUGUCAGCUUGUCAGGAAGCUGGUGGGUGUGACGCAUCCCAUCAACCUGGUGCCCAUCGACGAGUACAGAUGCGUGGUGCUCUGCCGUAGGGAACUGAGGGUGUAUGACCUUGACCAGGGCAAGUUCUUGGUACCGUUGAAAGGUGUCAUGAACCAGAAGAUGCCCUUCUAUGGACUACACGACUCGAAACACCUGGUGGCUCUCUCGAGAAACCGGAUGUACGUCAACCUGAUGAACAUCGAGACUGGUGAUUGUGUGACGACAUUCAAAGCAGGCGAAGAUAGAUUCCUUAAUUCACUACUUGUAUCAGGAGAUGGAAGGGUUCUGGUUUGUGGUGAUGAGACCCAGAAGCCGUUCCCCCUGCUGGUCUGGUCGCUGACUUCUAGAAAACUGCUGUACGACCUUCGCAUUCCUCACCAUGACUUCGUCACCUCCAAAGCCGCUAUUACUUAUGAAGGGUCCUACGUGUGCGUAGUCUCCCGGGAACUGGACGAGCCCAGCCCCAACUUCAUAGUGGUGUACGACCUUCAGUCCGGCACACUGUUCAAGAAGUGGAAGCCUGGCUGCGACACCGUAGCCCUGGCCAUCAGCUCCGUGGACGGAUGCGUGGUCUCCGGGCUGGCGGACACCAGGAUCCUCGUGUGGGACCUGGUCACUGGUAACUGCCGGCUAACCCUCCGAGGACACGUGUCUGCCCCUGGCUUGCUUCGUCUGGCGAAGACAGGUGGUGUGCUGCUGUCUGCAGACCACACGGGCCGAGACAUGUCCGUGCGACUAUGGGAGCUGAACACUGGCAAACUGAUAGCAGUGUACACUCCACCGGAGAGGAUCACGUCGUGCGAAGUGUUACUAGGGGGUUCCGUCCUGGCGAUGGCCCUCGAAAACUACAAGGAGAUACUGUGCGUCAAACUCGAAGGACCCCUUGUGGAAUCAGUCCGCGCAGGCCGGGACUGCGAACAAGACGAAGACAACUACGGCGACGAGGUCAGCGAGGGAAAAACUUUCACGGUCAAGAACGAAUGCUGAUAGCGGUUGUAAACUCCCCAUAUUACUACAUUUUAUAGGAAAUGGGAAUUAAGGAUCGAAAGUCACCCGGGCAGGAUUGAAAGGUGUUAAUGAUGGAUUGAAAGUGGUUCGGUGCGGAUUGAAAGUGUUCGUUUGAUGGAUUGAAAGUGCAGUUCAUUGUUCUCAUAUUGAUUGAUGGUGGCCAUUUUUGCUCGACCGACAAGUUUGAAAAGUUUUAAGUGCCAAUUCGUAGCAUAAGAGAGGUAUAACGCUACGUCAUUGGGAUGAAUACUCAAGUUUCUUUUAGUUUUGUUUUGAGCCAUCUCUAUUUCCCAUUUCCAUUUAAGGUUAGAGAAUAAUAAAAAUACACUUUAAAUACUAUGAACAUUAAGAAGAAAUUAAAAGGCCAAAAGUAAAAAAAUACCGUAAAACAUUUUUCAAAUUAGUAGCUAAUGCAAGUGGUGCGCAAAUUUCGAAUGAACAAACAAACAUCCAAAUUUAUAAAGCCUUUAGUAAAUAAUUUUGACCAAUGUUUAAUGAAGAUUUACGUUGAUAUUUUUAAUGAAAAUUUAACUUUGAAGACGCCCAUUUUGCAGACAAUGCAAGGAUAGGAUACACAGUCAAUAUUUAUUGACUCUUUCCAGCGCCCGCCCGUCAGUCUUCGCGGAUGGCCCAACGUGAUUCGCUCUAAAGAACAAAGUUUCUGUUAGCGAAAUUUCGAAAAUAAAUACCUAUUUAUUUAACAACAUUAAACCGUAGAAGGUACAAUUCAAUUUUCGUGUGAAGUGAAAUCGUCGACCAAAACGCGCUAGAGUUUCGAUAAUAUUAUCUUAUCGUAGGGGGCAUAGUAUUUAAAAUACGACCUGUAUAUCUAUAUAUGUAUGUCGUUUUUAUCACGCUAAAUUGUCCAAUUACUAGAGUUUGACAGUUAGGCGCGAUAAAAACGUGAUAUAAUGUAUAUUGCUCUUGGUACGGGGUCUGUAGGGCUAAAAAAGGCACAGCCUCUAUCGUUUUCAUAUUGAACGAUGUAUGAGUAAGUCUGUCAAUACAGAUUGAUGUAAAUAUUGAACGUGUAGCUUUGGCCUUUAAAAUUUUGGGCAAAUGCACAACUAAUGAAACUGGGGUACAUUAUUAUGGGCUGGAUGAAUGAGGGACUGUGAAAUAUGAAAUUAAAUAAGAAAAACGUUAAUGUUUUUGAUCUAUUACGCUUAUUAAUUACAUUAUUACAUUAAUGAAAUAAAAUAUAUUUACUGAAUCCUCUAACUGUAAUGUUGAUGUUUAGAAUGUAAUUUUGUGGAAAGGAAUAGUUUUUAAUGAUGAAAAUAAAUUAAUGUAACUUGUAAGUCAAUUUUUAUGUAUGAUUUGCAUGAAUUCUAGUUUUGCUUUUGUGAGAAAGAAAGCAUUUGAUAUUUUGUAUCUUGGCAACUCAACAUACUUACACAGCACGCACACAAAAUUAAAUCAAGAAAGUAAACAUUGCAAUAUAUUAUUAUGUGCUGGCAACACUGAAUCAGGCUCAAUACAAAUUGAAGAGCAAAGCCUACACAAUAGCGAGCAAUGCUGGCAUUAUUGUUUUGCUAAUAAAACAAUUGUUUUAUUAGAUUCUGAAUAUAAGUGAAAAAAAAUAUAAUAUCCAAUUAUACUAUAAGAAAAUGGCGGAAAGUAUUGCCAUUUGCCUGAUAAUAGUUACCUCUUAUAUUAUGUGAGAUUUUUUUCUAUAUAAUAUUGUUGAAUAUUUAUUUAACACAACUUAAACUUAGAAGGCCUUUAUUAAUAAACAAGGAAUAAUCAUGAGACUGGUUCCGCCGUGUUUCGUUCAUAUCACUCAAAUGCCAUUUGUAAUGGGGAUGAUGACAAUUUUUUUUUUUCGUUUAUCAGGUAAAUUAUCAAAAAGUAUUGGACACGUAUUUUUUCUUUUUUCAUAUAAUAUAAACAUUGCAGAGAUAUAUUGAUUUGAAAAGUCGCAAGACGUCACGUUUUGGUACAAUUUUCACUUAAAAGUGACGUCACGAGCCGCUACUCCCAAACUUUGACGCGCUAUAACUUUGUCAUUUUUUGGUUGAUUGCCCAAAGAAAGAAUACGUGUCCAUUAUAUUUUGAUGAUCUAACUGACGGACUAAAUAUAAUUUCAUUUACUGUACCCCGUCAUCACCCCUACAGAGACAAGACAUGAAAUAACUAAUCCAAGCUUAUUCUUGGUUUAUUAAUAAGGAUGAGUAGUUUUGAUUUUAAGGCAUUCUUUUAAAAAUGGAAUGGAAAACGUUUGUUUUUAACGAAAGCACAAAUAUUUAUAAGACAGUUGAUAAAUAUUGGCAGGUUAUACGAUUGUGAAUUUGAGGAGCUCAAUGGCGCAGUGAUUAACGCCAGGGCCGCAUUUAGAGGUGUAAAAACAUCCGGGGCACUUACAAUUUACAGAAAUUUGUGACCAUAAUUUAUUCACUUUUUAUCUCAUGGGACCCUCUCCCACGGCCACUGCCCUAAAUCCGACCCUCGUUUUCGUUCGAUCGUGGAAGUUAUGCAAUAUUUGCAAUGGCCGAUCAUAAGAGAUAGGUUUACUGAAAAAAAAACCUUUUCUGGAGCUCCUCCGUCUUCAGGUGGCAAGGUAAGCCGUUGGUCCCGGUAUCUGCAGUUGUUUAUACCCGCCAAUCCAUAGACACAGUGCAGACUAAGGGUGUGUUCCGUAAUAUAUACCAGUAUACUGGCCAGUACUAAUGACGUCAAGAAUCGACGCCAUGCUGUUGAUUCGUUCCAAAAUUUCCAAAUACACUGAUCAGCGCGGUGACGUCAUGAACUGGCGCUAUAUUCAAGCAGUCUCGUGUUUGUGUGCAACGUUCGUGCUCCAAAAAUUAUAAUAAAGUGUGUAAAUCCCGUUAUUUCCCUCAUCGUUCAAAACUAUUUUUUCUGUUUGUUGAGAUUCCAUUAUUAUCAAUUUAAUACAAAAAAGACCUUCACUAACUGCAGAGCGUAUACACCCAGCUAUUAUACGUCACAGUAUUCUCACCAGCAUAAUAUGGCGGCACACCAGUGCAAUAUGGCGUCGAAAUCUUGACGUCAUUACCGCUGGCCAGCGUACUGGCUUAAGUUUCGGAACACGCCCUAACUGGCUUAUUCGCUGACUUUGUUGGCAUUUUAACAGCAUGUAACUAAAGAGAAAAUUGCAUAUUCAUCGAUGCUUUUCAUAAAAAGUAUCUUAGUGGCGUUAUAAUAAAGCAGUAGUGAAUCACUAAACAGCUACAGCUCGGUGAUUAUCACUUCCAUCUGUCAAAAGCAGGUAGCGAAUAGUCCUACUGGUAAAGGCGCGGCGAAGAUAAUGACAAGUUAACAAUUUCAGUUAAACCCUAAUUCCUAAUUAACAUAAGGUUAAAAUUUUCAUGGCAAAGGAACUUGGCGCAGGUGGCUAACGCGUUAGGCUGCGAUCGUUGAAGUUAAGCAACUUUCGCAGUGGUCGGUCAUUGGAUGGGUGACCAAAAAUCUUCUUUCUCUAGUUCCUCCGUGUUUCGAAAGGCACGUUAAGCCGUUGAUCCCGGCUGUAUCUGCAGUCGUUAGCACCCGCCAAUCCGCACUGGGCCCGCGUGGUGGGUCAUGGCGCUAUUCCAUCCAUAGGGAAAGCCUGUGCCCCAGCAGUGGGGACAUUAAUAGGCUGAUAAUGAUGAUGAUGCACGGUUGAUUACUCCGCUCUGUGGCUCUGUCGACAUAUUCGCUAACUUUUUGACAUUUAGAGUUGGUAACUAAAGAGAAAAUUGCAUAUCCAUCGAUGCUUCUCAGAACAAAUACCCAAGUGGCGUUAUAAUAAAAUAAUAAUAAUAAUAAAUUUUAUUUUCUUUAACAUUGGUUUAGUUACAUUAUAUACUCAUGAUUGAAGCCACCUUUUAAGCAAAUAAUGCCUGUGACAGGUGACUCCGCUCUGUCAUACCUAAAAUUACAGUUUGCUUAUCGAUCUUUAUGUUUAAACAAAAAGAGGGACUUAUAAAUGUAAACACAUAUACCAAACAAUAAUAAAUCCUUAAUUUUUUACAUGGUUUUAAAACAAAAAGUAGUUGGUGGUUCUCACUUCAUGCGAAUAGGCCGACUGUACCGUGCUGAAAGUCGCCAC
Molecule: messenger RNA, 8244 nt
Organism: Chilo suppressalis (striped riceborer)
Lineage: Eukaryota; Metazoa; Arthropoda; Insecta; Lepidoptera; Crambidae
Source: the annotation of a GenBank genome assembly